AUGGGGAGCUUCUUCACUGGUUAUCUUGCGCCAUCCAAACUUCUUUUCUACUUUCUCUUCCAUGGUCUUCAUCUGGCCUUAUUUGCUGUAGGAUGGUAUCUACAGGAGACAAGUAAGAAGUUGACCCUUCUUAAUCUAUUAAACUUUUCAGUAUGGAUAUCUCGUGGCGCCGGACUGGCCUUAUCGGUUGAUGGGACCCUGAUCCUUCUCCCUAUGUGCCGGACGCUGUUGAGAAUUGUGCGACCGAAGAUAAAGUGGCUACCGUUGGAUGAGUCUAUCUGGUUUCAUCGACAAGUAGCCUACUCGCUGCUCUUCUGGACAAUUGUUCAUGCUUGCGGCCACUAUGUCAACUUCUUCAACGUGGAGAAGACCCAAGUCCGUCCAAACCUAGCUGUCCAAAUCCAUUAUGCCGAGGCUGGUGGGGUGACUGGCCAUAUUAUGAUGCUUUGCAUGCUUCUCAUGUACACGACAGCCCAUGCAAAGAUUAGGCAGCAAUCUUUCGAGACAUUCUGGUACACUCAUCACUUAUUUAUCCCGUUUAUGCUUGGUCUCUAUACCCACGCGACGGGUUGUUUCGUCCGUGAUACCGCGCAGCCAUUUUCUCCAUUCGCCGGCGCAGCCUUCUGGGACCACUGCCUGGGUUAUGAGGGUUGGAGAUGGGAGCUCUUCGCAGGCGGCUUCUACCUGAUCGAACGCUUGUAUCGCGAAGUGAGGGCCAGACGAGAGACUGUGAUAACUAAGGUCAUCAAACAUCCGUACGAUGCCAUGGAGAUUCAGUUCAGGAAGCCCAGUUUCAAGUACAAGGCUGGCCAGUGGCUUUUCCUCCAGGUUCCGGAGGUGUCUACUAUGCAGUGGCACCCUUUUACGAUUACGUCUUGUCCAUUCGACCCGUAUGUCAGUGUCCACAUCCGUCAAGUUGGAGACUUCACUCGUGCGCUUGGUGAUGCCCUGGGUUGCGGUCCCGCUCAAGCCAAGGAAUUAGACGGUCUGGAUCCCAUGGGUAUGUACGAGAUUGCUAUGCAGAAUGGACAGAAGAUGCCCAGUCUCCGUAUCGAUGGGCCCUACGGAGCACCAGCUGAGGAUGUCUUUGAUAACGAAAUUGCCGUCUUGAUUGGAACCGGUAUCGGUGUCACGCCAUGGGCAUCGAUUCUCAAGAACAUUUGGCAUUUGCGAAACAGCCCCAACCCGCCAAAGCGUCUGCGUCGCGUGGAAUUCAUCUGGAUCUGCAAAGACACUACCUCGUUUGAGUGGUUCCAAGCUUUGCUAUCCUCCCUCGAAGCGCAAUCACAACAGGCAGCUACGAAACAGGGUGGCGAAUUCCUUCGCAUUCACACAUACCUUACCCAGCGGUUGGAUCAGGAUACGGCCGCCAACAUUUAUCUGAACUCAGUCGGUCAGGAUAUCGACCCUCUAACAGAACUGAGGAGUCGAACUAGUUUUGGUCGUCCUGACUUCAAGCGUCUGUUUGGAGCGAUGCGCGAUGGUCUCGUCGAUCAAACAUACAUGUCCGGCCUGGAGGGUAACAUAACGACAAAGGUGGGAGUGUAUUUCUGCGGUCCCAAUGUUGCUGCCAGACAGAUCAAGUCUGCUGCCAAGGAGGCUUCGACGAGAGAGGUCAAGUUCAAGUUCUGGAAAGAGCACUUCUGA
Molecule: messenger RNA, 1647 nt
Organism: Paecilomyces variotii
Lineage: Eukaryota; Fungi; Ascomycota; Eurotiomycetes; Eurotiales; Thermoascaceae
Product: putative NADPH oxidase
Exons: 4
Coding region: 1-1647 (548 amino acids)
Biological process (GO): defense response; superoxide anion generation
Cellular component (GO): plasma membrane; NADPH oxidase complex
Molecular function (GO): superoxide-generating NAD(P)H oxidase activity
Source: RefSeq, a predicted model, not a curated record